This is a messenger RNA of Erythranthe guttata (spotted monkey flower), 1532 nucleotides long. RefSeq names its product choline monooxygenase, chloroplastic. The record is from RefSeq and is a predicted model, not a curated record. Gene Ontology annotation, molecular function: 2 iron, 2 sulfur cluster binding; iron ion binding. NCBI's taxonomy places the organism in Eukaryota, Viridiplantae, Streptophyta, Magnoliopsida, Lamiales, Phrymaceae.
AAAAUAAAAAGAGAGAGAGAACUUCGCUUUAAUCGCCAUGGCUGCAACAAUGGUGAAGCUCGCAUUUCCCCACCACUUCUUCCCGCAAAUUCAAGAACCCAAUUUCCGAUUAAUUACGAAAGAACCCAUUAAACCCACAAAUCGAGCUCAUUUGGGGAAGCACUACAGCCAUUGCCGCAGUAAAAAUGGUAACUUUUCAACCAUAAGUGAAAAUAACAAUGGGAAAAUCAGAAGCUUGAUCGAAGAAUUUAACCCAGAGAUUCCGAUCGAAGAAGCAUUUACCCCACCAAGCUCAUGGUACACUGAUCCUGAUUUCUACUCUCAUGAACUCGAUCAUAUCUUCUACACAGGAUGGCACCCUGUUGGAUAUACGGAUCAGAUUAAAGAGCCACGCGACUUUUUUACCGGCAGAUUGGGAAGUAUUGAAUACGUGGUGUGUAGAGACGAAGAAGGCGAGUUACACGCUUUUCACAACGUGUGUCGACACCAUGCUUCUCUUGUUGCCUCCGGGACUGGGAAAAGUUCUUGUUUCGUAUGUCCGUAUCAUGGUUGGACGUAUGGAUUGGACGGAAAACUCGUCAAGGCAACAAGAAUAACAGGAAUCAAGAACUUCAAAGCGAAUGAAAUGGGACUUGUUCCGAUCAGAGUCGCCACGUGGGGCCCGUUUGUGCUAGUCAACUUCGAAGACGGAGCUACUCCGAAUGAAAUUCUCGAUAACAAAUCCGUGAGCCACGAGUGGCUAGGAAGUGCAGCGGAAAUAUUAAGUGCAAACGGGAUCGAUUCGUCGUUGGAUUAUGUAUGCAGACGCGUGUAUACCCUUGAAUGCAAUUGGAAGGUUUUCUGCGACAACUAUCUAGAUGGUGGUUACCACGUUCCGUACGCGCAUAAAGGUCUUGCGUCUAGUCUCAAGCUUGGCUCGUACUCGACCGAAAUGUACGAAAAAGUUAGCAUCCAAAGCUGUGGUGGCAAUAAGACCGGUGACUCGGAAGAAGAGUUCGAUAGACUUGGGUCGAAAGCCUUUUAUGCAUUUGUUUACCCAAACUUUAUGAUCAAUAGAUACGGACCUUGGAUGGACACCAAUCUAGUACUGCCUCUUGGACCCAAAAAAUGCCAAGUGAUUUUCGACUAUUUUCUAGAUGCUUCUCUUACGGACAACGUUGCAUUCAUAGGAAAAUGUUUGGAAGACAGUGAAAGAGUACAGGUAGAGGACGCGUUUUUAUGCAAAUCGGUACAGGAAGGACUAGAAUCUCCGGCUUAUAACAUGGGUCGGUAUUCUCCGAAUGUCGAGAUGGCUAUGCAUCAUUUUCAUUGCCUACUUCAUCGGAAUCUCACUAUCUAAUAUACACUACUUAUCUUGUGUGUGUGUGCGCGCGUGUGUUCAUUCUCCUUUACGCGUAUAUCUACUUCUUUUUGCAUCUUCCGUAAGCGAAAAUUGUCUCGAUUACACAAUGUAAUUUCAAUAGUGAAAAUGCACGCAGAACGAAUGUAAUGCAUAAAGCGCUAUACUAGGUAUGAACAAGAGUUUAUUGCAA